Messenger RNA from Aphanomyces astaci, 1617 nucleotides. RefSeq lists its product as hypothetical. Bases 1 to 1617 code for a protein of 538 amino acids. Lineage: Eukaryota; Oomycota; Saprolegniomycetes; Saprolegniales; Verrucalvaceae. The record is from RefSeq and is a predicted model, not a curated record. The transcript has a single exon.
AUGACGACCACCACCUUCCUUUCGGCAUACGCGCUCGGUCUGGCCGCCAUCGCCAACUACGCACAGGCUCACGGUCGGUUGAUUGCCCCGCCACAUCGUGGCUACAUUGGCAAGUUGGCCCAAUUCGCUGGGAUCGUUCCACCCGACUACGACGACCACAGUCUCAACGCCGGUGGUAUUGCGGCCACGUCUGGCGGCAAAUUCGGCGUAUGCGGCGACUCGUACUCUGGGACCCGGCAGCAUGAAACUGGAGGCACGUACGGGACAUUCCCCACCAAUGGUGCCAAAGCCAUCGGGGCCUGCUACGCUCCGGGGUCCACCGUGGACCUCCAAGUCCAAUUGAUGGCCAACUACAAGGGGUACUUUGAGUUUGGCUUGUGCAAACUGGACACGAAAUACGACAAAGAAUCCAAUGAGUGCUUUCAAACGCUGGCCCAGCCCAGCGGCGAAACGAAAUGGCAAGUGCCCCCAGGCAACGAAGUGUUUACGAUCCAGUCGGUGCUCCCCGCUGGAGUGACUUGCGAAGGCGACGCUCACUGUGUGCUUCGAUGGCAUUAUGUCGAGUGGAACAACACGGAUGUGGGCAUCGACGGCCAAGAACAGUAUUGGAACUGCGCCGACGUGUACAUUAGCAACACGUGUGGUACGGCUCCUGCACCUUGCUCAGUCGACCCCACCUACGCUCCUGCACCUAGCCCUUCCAAACUGACUGAUGCCUCGGUGCCGGCUCCUUCGUCUGCCGCCGUCUGCGGCACAUGCACCAACUGCUACUAUCCUGGCUCGAACGCGUGCUUCAUUGGGUGGUCGGCCGCUGAAUGCGCGCAAAAUCCCGCAUUCAACUGGUGCGGCGCCAAUGCGGUAUUGCCGAGCACCAGCACCCUCACUACUUCUCCCAGUACCAAGCCCGUCACUCAACCCCCCAGCUAUAAGCCUAUCCCUAUCCAUUGUCCCAGCGCUAAACCCACCACAUCUUCAAUUGCCGCGUCUAUGACAACAGCUGCUACUCCUGCACCUCCGUUAACUUAUGGACCUGUGCCAACCACCACCACGUCUACACCUACGGCCGCACCUAUUGCUGCUCCGACUACUGCACCCAAGACGAGUGCGACCACAUCUGCAUCUACCACGACCACACCUGCCAAUGCGGUGCGGGAUCAAUUGAUCAGUCAACACAACAAAAUCCGAGCCGCCCACGGCAUUGGCCCCGUGACGUGGGACGAUGCGUUGGCGUCCAUAGUACAAGUUUGGGCUAGCGAGUGCCAUGGGUUUGUACAUGGGGAACCCAUCGGUGGUGGGCAAAACUUGGCCAUGCAUACCCCCUGUGGCGCCAACACAGCUCUCGCUUGUGACAAGGUGUUGGGGGCGUCGUGGGUUUGGUACGACAAAGAAGAAACGUUCUGGAACUACGGCAAAAACAAGUGCAACGGGCCCUGGGUCAAGUGCGGCCACUUCUCCAACAUGAUGAGUCCCGAAGUCAAGUCGAUUGGGUGCGGGUGGUCCUUGUGUGACAACGGCAAUUACGUCUGGUGCAACUACAACAACCCCGGGAUGAACCCCAAGGUGCCCCCCCUUCGUGGCAUCACCAAGCCCCAAUUGAUGGCGAGUUUAACAGUCUAG